CCACGUAAGUUCACGUCUGGAAAUAUGUCUGCCCCCAUAGAAUAGGAUCAUUUCGAACUAGCUGAAAUGAUUAUUGCAUUUACUGUAGCUAAAAUUAGCCUAAGACAUAGACUAGAUAGCUAAAACCCAAGCACAGAUCCCGGACGAGCUGACAAUGGUCGUAGCUGACGCCGGCACCAUAAUCUUCCGCGUGAGAGGGGGCUUGGAGUUAACUUGUCAGCUGGACAACGCAGAUGGGUCUCAUGUUCAGCAGGCCUUGUCAAGGGCAUUUAAGAGCCUCAGCUCAAGAGUGAGAUCAGAGUCCCUGGUCUUCAGCGUCUCAAACAGCUCUGUUUUCAUUUGGCCUAACAAAGCGGUCCACAUUAUUCCGGAGGAAGUGACAGAAGAUACUCCCUGCAGAGAUAUCCAGCAGCACAUUCAGGUGGAUGAAAAUGAGAGUAGCAAGAGGUCAUCUAAAAAGAAAGACAAGAAGAGUCCCACCACAAGCGUCAUCAACAUUGACCUGAUGAUGGAGGUGACAGGACCUGCUCCCCUGGCUGCUGCCAGCCUCAGCAGGGUGAACAGGAAGCACCAUUUUGUGCGCAUGACUCUGCCGGUAGACUGUGCAGCCCUGGUUCAGAAGGACGACAGCAUCGGAGCUGUGUCUGGCCGCCUGGUGGGGGCGCUGUGUGAUCAGCUGACAGACAUGGAGAAGGUGGUCCUGCAGCACUCGAAGGGAACGUCCCUGCUUGUGCCCCAGCCCUUCCACUUCCUGCUCCCUGAGCCGGCUGGCCUGGUCACUGUGGUCUACCCUGCUGGGGUACCGGACAGCCAACUGGAGUCUGUCCGGAAGGACCUGCACCGGAGGUUCGAGCUGCCAGAUGAUAGGCCCUAUUUGAGACGGGCCAACGCCUUCCAUUUCCCGGAUGAGCCCUACAAAGAUGGCUAUCUCCGAAAUCCCCACACCGCCCUCAACCACCCCAGCAUGGAGGAUGCCAAGCCGUACCUGGUACAGGGGGUGUACAGCUACCACCACUACAUGCAGGACCGCAUGGAUGACAACGGCUGGGGCUGUGCAUAUCGCUCCCUGCAGACCAUCUGCUCCUGGUUCCAGCAGCAGGGCUACGUGGAUCGGGACGUGCCCACCCACAGGGAGAUCCAGCAGGCCCUGGUGGACGUCGGGGACAAACCCGCUGCUUUCGUGGGGUCACGGCAGUGGAUCGGCUCCAUCGAGGUGCAGGCUGUGUUAGACCAUCUGCUGGGCGUCACAUCGAAGAUUCUGUUUGUGAGCCAAGGCUCGGAGCUGCCAUCAAAAGGGAGAGAACUGGCCAACCACUUCCAGACAGAGGGAACGCCUAUAAUGAUUGGAGGGGGAGUGCUGGCCCACACCAUUUUGGGAGUGGUGUGGAGUGAGACCACAGGGCAGAUCAAGUUCCUUAUCCUGGACCCGCACUACACUGGCGGGGAAGACCUGCAGAUUAUCACAGACAAGGGCUGGUGUGGCUGGAAAGGGCCAGAGUUCUGGGAUCAGAAUGCCUACUACAAUCUCUGCAUGCCCCAAAGACCCAAGACCAUAUGA
Molecule: messenger RNA, 1558 nt
Organism: Megalops cyprinoides (Indo-Pacific tarpon)
Lineage: Eukaryota; Metazoa; Chordata; Actinopteri; Elopiformes; Megalopidae
Gene: ufsp2
Product: ufm1-specific peptidase 2
Exons: 12
Coding region: 155-1558 (467 amino acids)
Source: RefSeq, a predicted model, not a curated record